AUGCACCAGGUCACGAACGCGAAGACUCCGCCCAACGACACAAAGGAUGCGUCUUCAGACAGCUCUGAACGGCCUCGGUCAGAUCCUGUGGAUGCGUUCCGGAUACCCAACUUCGCGCGCUCCCCAGCACCAGAUUCAUGGCUGAACUCCCCACAAACCGGCUCUUCGCCAAACCCCCAGAUUCGACGCGUCGCUGCAUCCAGCUCACCCAUGCCCUCGCCCAAGACCGUGCUGUACAUCUCCCUCAUCUUCGCCGUCCUCUCUCAAUCCACCCUCGCAAAACCCAUCAGCCCCUUCGCCCCGGCCCCAUACCACGCCCGCACCGUCACCCACCACACCAUCACGACCUCCUCCACCGCUACUCAAACCGCUGGCAAGGUCUUUUCCUGGAUGUCCACAUUCCUCUACCUCGGCUCGCGCCUGCCCCAACUCUACAUGAACCAAAUCCGCAAAUCUACCGCCCGGUCUCUCCCCCACGCUCUUCGCCGCCGCCUUCUUCGGAAACCUCUUCUACUCUUCCUCCCUCCUCACAAAUCCCCCGGUGAAGGUGCGGGUUGGGUAGACCCAGAAGGUUCUAACCGUGAGAACUGGGUCCUCCGCGCGACCCCGUUCUUCCUCGGGGCGGCGGGCGUGUUGAUCAUGGAUGCGGCUGUCGGACUGCAAUUCUGGUAUUUCGGCGACAACGAGCCGGAGUCGAGAGGAAGGGCGCAGGACGACGAUGUUAUCAUCACUGUUGACGACCACGGCAAGCUCAAGCGCCGCCAUUUACACUGGCGCAGAGUCAGUGGGUGGAUGCGCGGAUGGGCACCGGCGGUGAGUGUGGCUGCGACGCCGACUGUGAGUCGUGCCACCACGCCGGCGGAUACGCCGCGCGAGGGCAGUCCGCAGAGUGUUGGGGGUUCGUCGAGUAAGAGCAUUCCGAUUAGGGGCCCAGAGGGGCGAUGCGUUGGAUGA
This is a messenger RNA of Parastagonospora nodorum SN15, 954 nucleotides long. RefSeq lists its product as hypothetical. The transcript has 2 exons. NCBI's taxonomy places the organism in Eukaryota, Fungi, Ascomycota, Dothideomycetes, Pleosporales, Phaeosphaeriaceae. Bases 1 to 954 code for a protein of 317 amino acids. The record is from RefSeq and is a predicted model, not a curated record.